CAACCAGACUCCAGGGAGAGAUUUCACAGCAUUGCACAGCAAGCUCUCUUAUCCUUCAUCCUUUCUGUCGAUGAAAAUAAAAACAGAGGGAGGCGGAGGUGAGGCGCCGAAGGAAAGAUGGAAGACUACCAGGCUACCGAGGAGACUGCUUUUGUUGUUGAUGAAGUGAGCAACAUUGUAAAACGAAAUGUUGCUCACUUCAUAGAAAGUGCCAUCGGUGGCAACGCCUAUCAGCACAGCAAAGUGAAUCAGUGGACCACAAAUGUAGUGGAGCAAAGCUUAAGCCAACUCACCAAGCUGGGGAAACCAUUUAAAUACAUUUUGACCUGUGUAAUCAUGCAGAAGAAAGGGGUGGGAUUGCACAUGGCAAGUUCCUGCUUCUGGGACAGCUCUACUGAUGGGAGCUGCACUGUGCGAUGGGACAACAAGACCAUGUACUGCAUUGUCGGUGCCUUUGGGCUGUCCAUUUGACCGCCUCGUCCAGCCUGUGAUCUUUCUCCUUUUGUCCCAACAUUUCUCUUCCAUCUUCUAACCACCAGCCAUCUAGUCAGUAAUCACCUGUCUCAC
Molecule: messenger RNA, 567 nt
Organism: Kogia breviceps (pygmy sperm whale)
Lineage: Eukaryota; Metazoa; Chordata; Mammalia; Artiodactyla; Physeteridae
Source: RefSeq, a predicted model, not a curated record